AUUGAUCUCCUAGGAACAACAACAGGAUUCAAGCCAGGCUGUUAUAAUACUUUUCCCAGAGAGCAUUUGGAGAUGAAAUCACUGGAGUUGAACAUUUAUUGGUGCCUGUUGGGUGAAAUCUUAUCAGAAGUAAUGUUGAAUGUGGACUCAAUUCUUUGUUUGCAAAGACAAAUACAGGUUUUUCAUCUGCUGUGUUGGAAGUCGAGGUCGGCCGUAAUUCAGUGGUUGUGAUCCAAGGGCAGCAGGCCAUCCUGCCAGUCUCAUAUACAACACACAGCAACAGUGAGCCCUAUGUCACCUGGCACCUUGAAAGACCAGGGAAUCCUCAUCCUUUUCAGAUCUUGGUGUACAUGUCUGGAACGACAAAAGUGGAGGAUUUGGAUCUCAGGCGACGACUGAACUUUUUGUACUCCAUGCCUUCUCAUAAUGUCUCUCUGGCCAUCAAUGAUACCAAAGAAACAGAUUCUGGCCAGUACAUGUGUACAGUGAAUGUUGCAGGAGAUACUACAAAAAUGGGGAAAAACACAGGACUUGUGAACCUCACAGUUCUAGUCCCACCAUCAUCACCCAAGUGUCAGAUUCAUGGAAGCCCCCACAUCGGAGGAAAUAUCACCAUGACGUGUCAUUCCAUUAUGGGGAAGCCAGUCCCGUCUUACCGCUGGCAACGCACUGGGCCCAACUCUCAAGUUUUCUAUGCACCCGUACAAGAUCAUGUGAAGGGGAUCUUGACACUGAAAAAUCUCACCAUAGAUAUGUCUGGAACCUAUAUCUGCAAUGCCUCCAGCUCAGCUGGAUAUUCUAACUGCACCAUCACCUUGGAGGUGAAUCCACCAUUCAAUGCGGCAGUGGUGGCAGGUGCAGUGGUGGGAACUCUCAUUGGACUUGGCCUGAUCAUCUUGUUUCUGCUUCAGAUGUUGGCCUACCGAAAAAAGAAAGAGACCCAAGAGGAAAUGGCUAAUGAGAUCAAGGAAGAUGCUGUUGCUCCAAAGACACUUUCCUGGGCAAAAAGUCCUGGUUCUGACGUGGUUUCCAAAAAUGGUACUAUAUCAUCGAUGAACACUACCCGAGAUCACAAACUCUAUGUCUCCAAACCUGGUUCGGACACAGCUUCUAUCACCACUACCACAGGCAGCACAGUGGGCUUCAAGCCACCUUUCAGCAACCCCAGGAGUGGAACACUCACGCCAACACCCAGCCUCUCCAGUCAGUCAUUGCCCCUCUACUUCCCACCUAUAGUCAACGGGGUUCAUUGCCACCAUGCCAAUGUGCCAACCCACCGGAGCACUCUCCACAGGACAAAUGGGGCACAGCCACAAGCUCCCCGGCAUCAGGAGCCUGCUUCCCCUCAAGGGCUCACCACUUCCACCUUGAGCCGAAUGGGAGCGGUGCCUGUCAUGGUGCCUGCCCAAAGUCAAGCAGGAUCCUUGGUGUGAUUGUUGUGAGACUUUUGCAGUACAAUGUUCAGCAAGCAGCUCUACUCAUCACACAUGAAGCAGAAACACUGGAAAUGCUUGCUCCGUACUGCCUGCCUUCCCACCUGCCUUCUGAGUGCCAGUUUGAGCUUUUGUGAAUGUGUCCUCCAAAGGAACCAUUUUCACAGCAUUGUCCAGCAGGAUAUGACAGAAUCUUUGGAGAUGGAUGUUUUAUAACUGUUUAUUUCUGUUACUUUUCAGAAUUUGCUUUUCCUCUUGUUGCACAAAACCCAUCCAUUACUCCAUGCCCUUCAGGAGCCUAUGUGGCAGCAGAGACUGUACUUUAGUGAAAAACAACCAAUGGAUCUUUUCUUUCCCCCUUCCCUUACAUUUAUAUCUUGUUGCUGAAAAAGCUGAGCUGAGAUUGAUGAUCUUCGUUUGGAAAAAAGUAAUGGAGAGUAGAUCUGAUCUGCAGGAAAAGUAAGAUACUCCACUUCUCCUGUCUCUCCAGGGAGAAGUCCAAACAGUAAAAGGAUGUCAGGUGCUUCCUUCCACAAAAACAUACACUCACAACCAACCUAGAACCCCUAAUUUUGAGUAGAACUGUUAAGAAAAAAAGGCAUUUUGGCACACCGGGGGAGUGCAGCCCACAAGAAGAGGUUGGGAUGGGGGGUAAUAGGCCCCCAGUUUUAAUGCAGUUGCCUCUGUUCUAAGUGAUAAUAAGGGUUCCUUAAUUUGUAUUUGUGCAAUUUUUUCUGUCUUCAGAACUGGAAUUACUUUGGCACAGAAUAAACACAGUGCUGGGCAGGAGCUUCUUAGGUCCAUCUUCUGUUAGAUCAGAGGUGAGCAAAGCAUGGGCUGCAUAUGUUUCCCGUAUGCCAUUUUUGAGACCCUAAAAGAACCCCCCUAGCACUCCAAAUUAAAGUUGGAUUUUUCCUUAUAAAAUAAUAACGACAAAGCAGGUCCAAAACAUUGCUACAAUUUUUGCUUUGGAUCUCUUAGAUUUCUCACAAGGUUUGGUGACUCUCUGAUCAGGCAUGUUGGUUUUGCAUAACAUAAUGAAUGAACUGACAAAACACUUCCAAUCUGGGUUAGAUAGACCCCUUGUCACAUUUGCAGCCCCUGAGCACCCCCAUAAAAUUUGAAAUUUCAUUUAUUUAUUAAUUUCUUUAAUGAAUCAUGGCCCGGGAAGCAUUUUUGCUAUUCCCUUCCCUUCCCUUCCCACACCACCAUCUUGUUGCUGUUUUGGUCCAGGGUAGGCCCUUUUAAAGCCAGGAAGUAUAAUGGAAGUUGACCUGAUAUACCUCUUUAAAUUGCCAAGACAUUGUGGGGGACUAAUGCAGCUUCCAAUCCCUGGCAGCUGCCUAUCCCCCACCCCUAUAAUUCUGACAUAUUUAUCCCUUUCACUCUUUAUUGGUUGUAGUGGGGCAGCUUGUGACCAAAUUCUUUGUAGUGGGAAGAGAUAAGAAGCCAGCUAGAUAGGGAUAGAAGAGCUGUAGAAAUCUAAAUCUGGGCAAAGAAGGUGAAUUUUUCACCAUAAGAUGUUAAGGAAAUUCUUUUUGACAGUGGCGAGUGGAAUCCUAUAUAGGAAAUGAAUGGUCAUCCAGGGACCCUCAAAAUGCUACCUCUUGGCCUUGAAUCCCAAAAGUGGAUACUACAUAUGAAAAAUUAGAUAGUGGAAAACAAGAUGUUGCCAUGGAAAUCUACUUCCACAAGAUUAAAAUAGGUCUGCAGAUCAAAAUUUCACAUAGGUCCAUGUCAGAAAACUUCUCAUUCCAACUCUUGACACAAAUGUGGAAAGCCCCCAUGACACCAUUUAUCCUUUCCACUUCUAUUAUGCAGAAAUGUGGCUAUUUAGGGUACAUGUCAUACUUGCCACCUUACAUACAACUCCAUAUUCGAAAGCACCUCUACCCAUGUAUAUUGGUAUAAGUAACACACCAUCUCCAACCAGCUGUAGUUUGUUCUGUUUGUUCUACUCCAGGCAGUGGCACAGCCAACUGGAGGUUCCAAAAUAAUCAAGCUCAAGUAAGGCUUUGGUGACAAAUGACCCUAGACUCAGACUUAAACAGGGAUGCCGCUCAGCUGAGGAACCUUGUUUGCUUUAUCAGCUGUUGGCUCUAGUGCCAUUUGAAGGAAAUGCAUCUCUGUUAUGAUUUUCAAGAUGGACUUUCAGUCUGGUGGCAGGAAUUGAUGGAACGAAUGCAUGUUAUAUACAUGUCCUUUCCCUUGCAAGCUUAGAUCUGAGGUUAAUCCUCACAACAACUUUGUGAGAUAUGUGUUUUGCCCAAAGGCACCAAUGAGCUUUAUCACUAAGAACAAUUUUAAACAUUACUAUUCCAGUUCUAUAUCUGACACUACAGUUCCCAUAGGCUUUGUCCUGAUGUCUUCUUAGCCUUUCUACUGAGACGAUCAGUUCUUAGCAAUUUAAAAAGAGAUGAAAACUGUAAGUCCCCAAAAUGGUAAAGAUUUUUCUAAUUAGAUUUUUCUAAUUUCUAAUUUGCAAGUACACUGUGCUUCUAAGAGAUAUUGAGAAAGUGUAUUCAUGUGCAUAUUUUGAGCUAGGCUGCAACUUAUUUGGUUUGAUUUGGGUGACUUUUUAAGUAUGGCUUUUGGGAGAAUUUUGUGUUGUGUUCUCAUUUUUGCCAAAUGCACACUCUUGCAUCUAUCUGUGAAACAGAAUUUAACAUGGAGAAGUUAAAAAUAUACUGAAAAUAAAGAUGCAUAUAAUAAUGGGGCAAAUGUACAAAAACAAAAUAUAAUGGAAAAUGUUUGGGGGAAAUAGACAUAUUAGGGAAGAUUAUGUGCAAAGUAUGUCCAAUUCUAUGAUUCUACGAUUCCAUAUACUAGAAUUUGAAAGUUUAUACUGGCGAUUUUGAAUAUGUGAAUAGAUUCAUUUGUAUGUUUUGCCCCCUUUUGAUCCACAUUGGAAAUGCAUCCAAUCCACUCUCCAGGAUCCUGGUAUUUAGGCCCCAGGGACUGAACAGAAUCACUUGACUCUUUCAUAACAAGAUGUUUCCCAGCUUGUGCAACUAGCUAGUAUGUACAGAGUAACUUUUUAUCAGCCUAUCCUAACAAUGGGGUCUAUAAGGGUGUCUUCAGCAUUAUAAUACAUAUUGUGCAAUUAUUACAUUUAAUCGGCAAUUUUCAAUUCUUUCUUUUUAUAAAUAUAGCUAUAGUAUUUAAUUUAUGCUUAUAUAUAUUAACAGUCUGUGACUCUGGACUGCAACCUUCUAAUCAGUUUCAUUCUGGCUCUUUUUUUUUAUUGGCUGUGAAAUCCUUCUGUUGUGAAAGAAGGUAGGAAAACACUGAAAUAUUUUUAUGUACAGUUUCAAAAUGUAUUAUUUUUCAUAAACGGUCAUUAAAAGUGUUUUUAUAUGGAAAAAAA
Molecule: messenger RNA, 4800 nt
Organism: Sceloporus undulatus (fence lizard)
Lineage: Eukaryota; Metazoa; Chordata; Lepidosauria; Squamata; Phrynosomatidae
Gene: ESAM
Product: endothelial cell adhesion molecule
Exons: 7
Coding region: 351-1433 (360 amino acids)
Biological process (GO): homophilic cell-cell adhesion
Cellular component (GO): adherens junction; plasma membrane
Molecular function (GO): cell-cell adhesion mediator activity
Source: RefSeq, a predicted model, not a curated record